This is a messenger RNA of Dermacentor andersoni, 2877 nucleotides long. RefSeq lists its product as uncharacterized. The record is from RefSeq and is a predicted model, not a curated record. Lineage: Eukaryota; Metazoa; Arthropoda; Arachnida; Ixodida; Ixodidae.
CUUCUGCCUGCCUGAACUCCUCGAGACUUGUGGCCUGAUGCAGCAACAAGAACAGCGGUGCGAUUUGUGCGGACGGCCGUCAGCUCGGAUUGCUCAUAUCUUGCAUCAUGGGGGCCUAAGAACUCGCACAGCACCUCGGAAGCUUCAGUUGUGGGUGGCCAGCUGUGGAUGGCACAUUGGAACUGAUCCUGUGACCACUCGCAAUAUUUCGUCAACCAAGGCAAGCAGGCUCAUGUGAGAUGCCUGGAAUUCGCUAUUUUCGGUGCCCAAGAUGCAGCUGCUCUGCAGUUUCAUUGAAGUCACUCUUCCGUCACCUUCACGUAGCUCAUGGACAUGAAAGCAACUGGGUCUGUGGCUUGGCUGGAUGCAUGCAAAACGUCAGACUGUUUACUUCAUACAAGAAACAUGUGUACAGAAGACACAGUGACAUAUUGAAGAGGCCAGUUCCCAGCAUGAAUGCAACUUCAAACACUGCAGACACCACUGGAAGUGCUGCUGAAACUGGUUCAGAUACUCUUGACGUCUUAGGAGCACUUGGAGAAACAGAAUGCAGUGAGCUGUCCAUAUCCGGUGAUUCAGACUAUGUGAAGCAGCUUGCAACAUUGUUUUUGAAGUGGAAGGAGGGGCGACGACUUCCAGAAUCGACAUUGCAUGAAAUAGCUAAUGAUGUAAUAUUCUUUGUAAAAGCUCUUUUGGAAGACGACCGACUCCAAUCUAGUGUAGAGGUGGCUAGAAUCAUGAAAGAGGUCCUACAUACAGAUAGUAUGAACUAUCUGCUGACAACUGCAGGUCAGUCUUCGUACUGGAAAAUGCACUUUCCAUUUACUAAACCACAAACAGUUAUUCUUGGAGUAGCCAGCAAUGGGAAAACUGAAACAAUGGAAUAUGUGCCUCUGUGUGAUGUGCUCAAAUCUGUCCUUGAGAAUGUGACAUUAUCAGGGAACUUUGAUCACCCAGUUAAAUUGGAAAAUUACAUGUGCUCAGUGUUUGAUGGAAGCGCAUUUUCUGACCACACAUACUUUGCUGGUGACACCAGCAAGAUUUGUUUGCAACUUUACAGCGAUGAGUUCGAGGUAUGCAAUCCUAUCGGUAGCAAACGAGGCACACACAAAUUGACUGCAGUUUAUUUCUCAGUGCUGAAUUCGUGUGCGAAUCUCCGCUCACAGUUGACAGGAAUUAACUUGGCACUUCUAGUAAGAGACAAACAUGUGAGCACGUAUGGGUUACCUAAGAUAAUUGCACCUUUGCUUGAAGAUGUGAGCAGGUUAGAAAAUGAAGGCAUAGUUGUGAAUAAGAAAGUGCUGAAAGGGUCAGUAUUUGUGUUCACUGGUGACAAUCUUUCUACUCAUAGAAUGGGAGGGUUUAAAUGCAGUUUUUCUCAUGGCAGAAUUUGCAGAUAUUGCAUGGCACUGCGAACCGAGAUUAAUUACAAGCAUCUAGAGACUGACUAUGUUUUACGUUCGCCAGAAGGACAUCGUCAUCAUUUGUCAAUGCUAAGUGCUGGAUUGCCCACCACAUCACUGUAUGGAGUUCGGAGCCCCUGUGCUCUUCAGUGUCAAGGUUUUGACCCAACUCAGCACUUUCCACCAGAUAUUAUGCAUGAUAUGCAUGAAGGUGUGCUACCAUUUUCACUCAGGCACAUAAUUCGUUAUUUAAUUUCAAAAGGAUGUUUUUCUCUUCAGUUCCUGAACAGUUGCAUUUCCAGAUGGAAGUAUGAUCCAAGUGAUGUUCGAAAUAAGCCAGAAGCUAUUUCUAACACAUUUCUCCAAGCAAAGGCACCAUUCAAAGGGUCAGCUACGCAGUGUUUUUGUCUGUUCUGCCAUCUUGCCCUGUUCGUAGGAGAGUGCGUACCAUCAGAAGAUGAAGUCUGGCAACUUUACUUGCUUCUUCGUGAUAUCACGGAUAUCAUCAUGUGCCGGAAGCUUCCAGUCUCAUAUAUAGCUUACUUGCAAAGAAAAAUUCAGCUUUUUUUGCUAGACUUCAGCAGGUUGUUUCCUUCUGUGUCUUUUCCAUGCAAGAUGCACUACCUCAUACACUAUCCCUCAAUAAUGCAAAAGUUUGGCCCUUUAAUUUUACUUUGGGCGAUGCGCUUUGAGGCUAAACACCAGUAUUUCAAGGAUAUUGCUCGUAAAAUCCACAACUUCAAGAACCUUUGUCACACUCUGGCCAUGUGACAUCAGUUCUUUCAGUGUUUUUCCAUUAUUAAUGGGGAGGACAGGGGCAUUUUGGUCAGUGCUGGUUGUUGCCAGGUGCUGCAUGAGCACCUAUCUGACAUUGCCAAAGAGUGCAUCAUUCAACACAACUUGAACGCUGCGUGUAUAUUUUCUGCAAACUCUGUUACAACAAAUGGUAGGACAUACAGAGUAGGGUGUGCCAUUGUCAGCAGUGUCCAUGAUGAUUCCCAUCCACAGUUUUUGCAAAUAUGCGAGAUACUUUUUGUAAACAAGAUUCUUGUAGUUGUAGGAACGGUAUUUCGUACCAUUUGCUUUGAUGAGCAUUUUCAUGUAUACGUUGUACAGACUACAGAUGACCACCAGAUUCUGUGGUCAUUUCCAGAGUCCGAUAUAGAACCUGUAUACUUAAGAGAGCACAGAGGUCGAACAAUUGUAGGUGCUCGUUCAGGAUUGUUCUAGCCGAGCUUUGGUGCACCAAGCUUGGUCAGUGUACACUUAAAUUUUUCAACUUUAUAUCAUUAGUAAAAACUAGCAGGAGUAGCAUGCCAAUAGCUUAGUGAUUAUUCUUCUGCGUCAUUGGAGGCUAAGCUAUGGUUAACUGUGUUUUGUAAUGCUGCGAGAUUUUGGUGCUGUUUGUUUCUGUUCUCUUGCUCACUCCUUUAUUUGUAAAGUUAUGUGAUGAUAUUUAAAAAAUGCUUAUUAA